UCUUAACCAAAGCUGUCGCCAAAGUCGGUUACUAUAACCAAUCGUACAUCAUCUUCUAGGGUUUGUUUCGACCAUCGGAAAACCCCAAUCGAUCACUUUUUCAAUCCCCAAUUCCACAUCACAAACCCUAGAAAAUCGUUCAAAUGAAUAAAAAAUCGCUCCAAAUCCUGGUGCAGUCACCGGACCUCGGAAUUUCCGUUCAAUCCACUACCAAUCACAGAACCCUUUCCGAUGUCAAGCACCGCCUUCUCCCCCGAUCACACCAAUCCUUCUACUUCACCCUCAAUGGCAAGCCCCUACCCGACGAAACCCUUCUCUCGAGAAUUGCGCCUCUCUCCACCCUCUCCCUACGGCCCCGCCUCCUCGGCGGCGGUGGAGACGGCGGAGCCACCGGCGCCGAGUCCCGCGACUGCUACCUCAAUAUGUACGCUGAGAAGAAGCCAGAUAAGGUGGACCCCCACGAACAGCGUCUCUCAAAGUGGCACAAUUGCUCUCUCUCAAAUGAGCCCCUGAGGGAGCCCUGCGUGAUCGACAAAUUGGGGAAUAUAUUCAACAAGGAAGCGCUGGUGGAAGCUUUGCUGGGGAAGAAGCUUCCUAAAGAAUUUGGGUACAUCAAGGGAUUGAAAGACAUGAUCAAUAUUCAACUUUGUUCGAUUCCUGGAUCUGAUGACGGGGCAAAGUUUCAGUGCCCCGUUGCGGGGCUUGAAUUCAAUGGAAAAUAUAGGUUUUUCGCGCUGAAAAGCUGUGGGCAUGUUUUGAGUGCCAGGGCUCUGAGGGAGGUUAAGUCUUCGUCGUGUUUGGUUUGUCACAAGGAGUAUGCCGACGUUGAUAAGAUUGUGCUCAAUGGGACUGAUGAGGAGGUGGCGGUUCUGAGGGAGAGGAUGGAAGAGGAGAGGGCUAAGAUAAGGGAGAAGAAGAAUAGGAAGGUUAAGAAUAGUGAUGAUGGUGUGAGUUUGGAAGGGACUAAGUUGAGUGGUACCAAGCAUCGUGUUGAUGUUAAGGCUGUGGAGAGGGUUUCAGCUAAGGUGGAAGGAAAAGGCAAGGUUGCUAAUGGUAACGUUGGUUUGAAUGGUGCUGUUGCUGAUGCGAAGCGUUUCAAGGCGUCGGAUUUGGCACCAGCGAAUGCUACUAAGGAUGUGUAUGCGUCCAUUUUCACUUCGUCUAGGAAGUCUGAAUUUAAAGAAACAUAUUCUUGUAGGUCUCUUCCUCUUGGUAGAAACUGAUUGAGGAAUCUGUGUAUUGGUGUCGCUACUGUUUUAUUGUUGAAGAAUGUACUGAAUUUUAGAUUGUUGUAUAAGAAAUUGAGUUUUCCUCUUAUGAAUUUACUGGUUUCAUUUCCAUCA
Molecule: messenger RNA, 1343 nt
Organism: Vigna umbellata (rice bean)
Lineage: Eukaryota; Viridiplantae; Streptophyta; Magnoliopsida; Fabales; Fabaceae
Biological process (GO): mitotic DNA replication termination
Cellular component (GO): nucleus
Source: RefSeq, a predicted model, not a curated record